Molecule: messenger RNA, 1009 nt
Organism: Dicentrarchus labrax (European seabass)
Lineage: Eukaryota; Metazoa; Chordata; Actinopteri; Moronidae
Product: histone H2B-like
Exons: 1
Coding region: 52-420 (122 amino acids)
Cellular component (GO): nucleosome
Molecular function (GO): DNA binding; structural constituent of chromatin; protein heterodimerization activity
Source: RefSeq, a predicted model, not a curated record
GUUCACUCGCUGUGAGUUUAUCCGUUUGAGGAAGUCUGACUGAGAGAGAACAUGCCUGAACCCGCCAAGGCCCCGAAGAAAGGCUCAAAGAAAGCCGUGUCUAAGGUCACCAAGAGCGGCAAGAAGAGAAGGAGGAGCAGGAAGGAGAGCUACGCCAUCUACGUGUACAAGGUCCUGAAGCAGGUCCACCCCGACACCGGGAUCUCCUCCAAGGCCAUGGGCAUCAUGAACUCGUUCGUGAGCGACAUCUUCGAGCGCAUCGCCGGUGAGUCCUCCCGUCUGGCUCACUACAACAAGCGCUCCACCAUCACCUCCAGGGAGAUCCAGACCGCCGUCCGCCUGCUGCUGCCCGGGGAGCUGGCCAAGCACGCCGUGUCCGAGGGCACCAAGGCCGUGACCAAGUACACCAGCUCCAAGUAAAAACCCUCCGCUGUUAACAGCAACACAACGGCUCUUUUAAGAGCCACACACCGCUUCAACUCAAGAGCUCAAAGUCCUGGAAGAUUAAUGUUUACACAAAGCUGUGGAGCUGGUUUCAUUUAUAUUAAUGUGAUAAUUAUAUAAUGAAAAUAUUUUAAUCUAUUAAACAGUUAAUCAUUAAUUCUCUGUGCGGUAAAAUAGUCCCAUCGUUUUUAUUCUGGGUGAUUUAUGUUAUAAAAGAUUGUAGUAAUACAAACACUUAUAAAGGAUCGAUUUCAUUUAACUGCCUAUAAUUAUAGAUUAAUGCUAUCAAUGGGUAUUGAUCUGAAAUUGAAGGUACAGUAUUUAUUUUCACCACAAGGUGGCGACAGUCACUGUUCUAUAUUAUAUUUAUCUUUAUACUGAAGGUUAUUAACUAUAUUAUCAGUUUCUCCAGGAUUUUUUUAUUAUAUUAAAUAUCUGAUUACACACAUACUGUAAAAAUAGUUGCUAUAUUUAUAUUAAACUAAUAAAAUCAAUAGCAACUUUGAACAUUGCUGAUUAAAGUGAUAACUAUUGCUUUUAGUGAUUAAAACUGACAGUUAAAAAU